UCAGCUGAAGCCAACGACUGAAACUGGAAUCGUGGAGUCCAAAUCCGAUCGAUCUUAGCAAAUUUCCUCUCGGCCUCCCAUUCAGAUAACCGAAAUGGCUGGAAAAAUUGUUCACGCCACCCUGAAAGGACCUAGCAUUGUUAAGGAGAUAUGUGCGGCAUCAGCUCUUGCUCUGUUUGCUGGUAGCUUCUGGAAAAUUCAUCAGUGGAAUGAACAGAAGAGAGUAAAAUCCUUCUAUGACUUGCUGGAGAAAGGCGAAAUUGCUGUAAUCGCGCAGGAAGAGUAAUUUGUUAGUUACCAUUUUGUAUUCUUUCUCUCAUUUGGCUCUUGAAUCAGAGAUGGCCAUUGUUUCUUUCUCGACUGAAUAAUCCAUUCUGCAAUUUUGUAGGUAGUCUAUGGCAUUAUCUUCAUAUAAUAAAACUGUGAGGGUGAUGGUGUUUUCCUCCCCAUGGAUUUGAUCAUAUAUGUAUAAGCUAAUAUAUGAUUUCUUUGGCUUUCUUAAUGGAAAGUUUGAUUAGAAUCUA
This is a messenger RNA of Momordica charantia (bitter melon), 524 nucleotides long. Its product is annotated as cytochrome c oxidase subunit 5C-like. NCBI's taxonomy places the organism in Eukaryota, Viridiplantae, Streptophyta, Magnoliopsida, Cucurbitales, Cucurbitaceae. The record is from RefSeq and is a predicted model, not a curated record.